UCCUCAAAGCUUGUCAUAUCACAUUGCAAACCCCAGCUGUCAACAAGCCUUCGUCAGGAUGUUUUCCCUGCGAGCCUCUCGUCUGCUAAUUCUACAACUCAGGCCGGCCGCCUUCACUACGACUAAACCUAUACGUGGCAACACAAUCUCCUCAACCCUCCUGAAGCAAGUUUUUUUUGAACGUCUCCAGAGGAUAACGCUCAAAGAAGUCAAUCUUGUCACCGGAAGCAUCGGCAGCAUCGCCACCGGGUUAGCUGUGUGGACGGCACGGAAAGAGUACAAACGAUGGUUUGGCACGGGGCUCCAAGAUGACCUCAAAAAGAAGAUCCUCAAGUCAACCUAUGUGAUAAACAAGAAACCCUCUCUGUACAUUUCAAGGGGUGGCCUGCCCGACAUCAUGAACAUUUUCGCCUCCAAGGAAAAGCAUAAGACGGUGAUGGUUUGUGGCCCGCGCGGAAGUGGAAAGACCGCAGCAGUCAGGGAGACUCUGAAAGGCCAAAAGAGGGUCGUGGUUGUAACACUUGCUGGCGAGAGUCAACAGCUUGCUCGUGCCAUCACCGAGUCUUUGGGGCUAAACACAAACGAGCAAGUGAACCACACCGAGGUUGUGGUGAAUGCACUGAAGGAAAUCCGCAGGAAUCCAGGGAGCUUGGAGCACCCCCCUGUUCUUGUAGUGGAGGUGAACGAGCGGUUCACAUCGUCGAAAGCUUUUGAGGACCUGGCUCUCAUGCUGAAACACUGGGGAUACGAGGAGGCACUCGUGUGUCCCAUCGUGGUCCUGUCGACAUCACGAGCUGCAAUGGGGUUGGAUAUUGGCAUGGACGAGCUGAGGGCUGAGUUUGCCAGCGUUGAUGAUUUAGAUCACGAGAAGGCCAAGCAGUACAUUGAGAAGUUGUGUACGGAGUUGAAAUUGGAGGGAGCCAAUGACAACAAAGCUGUUUCCAAGUAUGCCGAGCAAGUGGUACAAAUCUUGGGCUCUCGGCUGCUGCACCUGGAUAGUUUUGCAGACAAAGUGAGGUCCGAAAACACAAGGGACCAGCAGCAGGUGUCUUUGAAAGAUCUGGUGCCGUUGGCAUCUGAACCCGAAGCCAAAAUGCUCAAAGGCAGCAGGAGAGCCUUGAAAAAGUUUCACAAGCGCUUCCCGAAUGCAAACAAGAAGGAUCUGUAUAGGCUUUUCAAGAAGCCUGGAGUGACGGUGGAUGUGGAUGAGUUCAGCGAGAUGGUCGGUGAGGAUGUGGCCACUGCUCUCGACGGCCUCUCCGACAUACAGCCACACCCCUUCUACGUAGACCCGAAAACAGAGACAGUCAGGGUUGGGUCUGUCUUCUUCCAAAAGGUGAUUGACACCGAUCGUGCCAGCAGGUGGUGGUGGUUUUGGUGACUGUGUGACAGUUCAACAUAGGCUGUUAAAACUUGGUAUAUAACUGUGUGUAUAAUAUUAUUGUAUACCUGGUGUAAUGCAUUUCAAUGGUGUGAGUAAAACCAGA
Messenger RNA from Geodia barretti, 1487 nucleotides. The record is from the annotation of a GenBank genome assembly. NCBI's taxonomy places the organism in Eukaryota, Metazoa, Porifera, Demospongiae, Tetractinellida, Geodiidae.